AAGAUUUAAGUUUAAUAGACAAAAUGUUAACUAUUCGUCCAAUUUCGUCUGAUCUGGCUGAUGUUGCUAAAACAGAAUUAAAUGAAGAUCCGUAUCAAUUGAAAAGUCAGCUAGAAGUUUUGAAUAGCUGGUUGAAUGAAUGCGCCAUGCUGUGUGGCACUUUGAACGAUCAGAUUCUGCUAUCGUUUCUACGCGGGUGUAAAUUUAGUUUAGUGAAAACAAAAGAGAAACUAUCCCUAUUCUACCGGAUCAGAACAAUACUUCGACAGGUAGUACAGAAUCGGGAUCCAUUUGAUAAACAUGUACUACAAGUUAUAAAGUUGGGAGUUGGGAUUCCUUUGCCCGAAACGGCCAGCCCAAUAGAUCCAAGAAUUUUUAUAAUUCGCGUCGCCCAAUUUGAUUUGGAGAAAUGCUCCUUUGCCGAUGUGAUAAAGAUCGGAACAAUGAUCAACGACAUUAUGAUGCGAGAUGACGAUCAGGUGGUAAUAUGUGGAAUGUGCUUGAUAAUAGACCUGGCAAGAGUAACGGCCGCUCAUCUGUUUCAAUUCGAAAUGGAAUUUUUGAGGCAGGUAGCCAUUUUAUAUCAAGACGCAAGUCCUUUCAGGAUGCGGGGGAUCCAUAUUCUUAAUCCACCUCCGGGACUGCACACAGUGAUGGCAAUUUUCAACAGCUUACUUUCACAAAAGAAUCAGGACAAGAGAAUAUUCGUUCAUGGUUCUAGUUUGAGCUCGCUUCACAAGCAUUUCCCUAGAGAAAUUUUGCCCACGGAGUACGACGGACUGCUUGGACCUAUUCAAACAUGUUUGGAUUUUUGGGAGAUGAAACUCAGAAACAACCGAGAUUAUUUACUUGAGAUGGCCGAAUUGCGGGAUAGUCAAGCCGAGGAAGCGCAAAGAAUACAAUUGCCGCUGAAACAGUCGGUAUCUUUUAGAGAAAAUGAUUUUUUCGGCAUUGACGGUUCAUUUAGAAAGUUGGAGCUGGAUUGA
This is a messenger RNA of Topomyia yanbarensis, 986 nucleotides long. RefSeq names its product alpha-tocopherol transfer protein-like. Gene Ontology annotation, cellular component: membrane. The transcript has 3 exons. Gene Ontology annotation, molecular function: phosphatidylinositol bisphosphate binding. The coding region runs from base 24 to 986 and encodes 320 amino acids. The record is from RefSeq and is a predicted model, not a curated record. Lineage: Eukaryota; Metazoa; Arthropoda; Insecta; Diptera; Culicidae.